Megalobrama amblycephala (Wuchang bream) is the source of this 5730-nucleotide messenger RNA. RefSeq names its product DCN1, defective in cullin neddylation 1, domain containing 4 (S. cerevisiae) (gene dcun1d4). Gene Ontology annotation, cellular component: ubiquitin ligase complex. Gene Ontology annotation, molecular function: cullin family protein binding; ubiquitin-like protein binding; ubiquitin conjugating enzyme binding. The transcript has 12 exons. Bases 2767 to 3540 code for a protein of 257 amino acids. The record is from RefSeq and is a predicted model, not a curated record. Gene Ontology annotation, biological process: protein neddylation; positive regulation of ubiquitin-protein transferase activity. NCBI's taxonomy places the organism in Eukaryota, Metazoa, Chordata, Actinopteri, Cypriniformes, Xenocyprididae.
UCCUAUUUACACAAUACACUUGUACACUAAUUACCUUUAAUACCCAUAUAACCUUAAGGGAGCCAUCUCUUUACAACUCGAAUGAGCAAUGCAAAGCCACCGAAGAGCAAGUUAGAUUUUGUUGUUUUGGAGCUAAACGGGUCAGAUUUUUUCGAGAAAACUGCGGAAAAAUGACAGGGGGUGAAAAUUGUGACGCAGUUGUGUAAAAAUUUAGUGCUUACAAACACGUCGAAUGUGAUCUGACGCAUUACUGUACGUCCCUCUGAAAGAUUAAUUGAAUAUCGUAUCGAAAUAAUGUUUUUGAUUAAAGAUACAAAAUCUUUUUUUGCAGCAUUUGGGUCGCAUUCAUCAGUUGGGGAGAGUACCGAUUGAAAUUAUGAUUUGGGGAAUUCUGGGAAAUGUGGUUUAUUCAGCCGAACCAUUUCAUUGGCAAACGCAGGCGUUGUUUGUCGUUAGACUACAUUCCCCAGAAGUCCACAGACUCUCCAGAUACUUUGUAAAGUCGUUGCAAGUUAUGUGUAUACACACUCUGUGUUAACUGUGUAGCAGAAAAUAUUAUUUUCUUCUUUAUUUUAAACUCCAGUCAAUAUACAGCUGUGAAUGCUUGAAACAUUUUGUUGUGAAUUCGACUAAUACUGUUUAUUACAUGUUUGGGGUGUUUCAUAUCUACUGGCAUUCCUGACAACUGCGUCACAGGUUCACAAAUAGUCUAAGUUUAUGUCGAGUUUGCUUUAAUAAUGCAAUAGAUCAGAUACCGGACAUUAUUUAAAUGGCAUAUCUUCCAUUAUAUCUGAAUUUAAUGUUGUUUCGUAGGCUUGUCUGCUCGCACACCGCUCAUAUGAAAAGGCCUGCACGAUACAUUUUUUAUAUAUAUAUAUAUAUGUACACGAAUAACGAGAACGUGGAAGUUUAUGCAAAAUGAAUCAUAUGCUUCCGUCAUUUUCUUGGCGCUACGUCGUCUUUAGUUUCCUUACAAAUUAAUAAUACUUAGUUUUCAUGCGCCCAAAACACGUUUACGUUUUAUAGUCCGCAUAUUGUAUUUAUUUAGGUAUUAGUGGGCUACAUAUUCUGGGUACCAAAAUACCAAAUAUUAAAACCAAAGAAAGGUUACAGCAAAUAUAACCAACAUAACAAGCAUUUACAGUGUACACAUUGGUGUUGAUACACUACGUUGUUAUUUUCACUAUGAUAAAUGAUAAUAAGAGAUCCAUAAACUUUCAAAUUGGGCUUCUUUAUACUUUAGAAUACAUACGUCUUUUCCAUUGCACUUAAUGAGGAGAAUUCUUAGUUACUGAUAGUGGGCCUUUCAAAAGAUUGACCUUUAAAAAUGCACAUCUGUUCAUAUCUGAAUAUCUUGUUUUAAUAUUUAGGCAAUAUUAUCUUGAAGAAUAACCUGAAUGAAAAAUUGUGAAUUCAAGGGUUAAGGGAUAAAUUUAAAAAGACCAAUAGUGAUAUCACAUGACUUUCAUGACUGACUUUCUGAUUUUUAUUUUUUUAUUUAUUUUUUUACUUUCUGAAUUUCAUCAUAUCACAUGCAGUGAAUCAAUGCACCUUUUAAAUGUUAGGUUACAUUUAAUACGAGUAUCAUUCUGGAAUAUCGCUGUGGAUUUUAUUUUGAUUAACUCGAGUUACUUGAGGCAGUUUCAAUCGACUAUUAACAAUCUGUAUUUGGGUCUGUGCGUAUUUAUUCUUAAUUAUCUAUGUCAAAUCCCAAGUCUUGUUUCCAAAUUUAUUCGAGAUAUCUAAUAUUCUUUAGGACCUGAUGCUAGAGAAAUAUGACCUCCACAUUGACAUUUACUUUCUUAAUGAUGAAACCACACUUUAUAGUAUAAAGCAGUGGUUCCUAAACGUUUUAGAGUGGCGUACCCCCUGAGGAAUUUAACAGCUUUUUGCGUAACCCCUCUCUUCCACUUAGACUGCAGUCACACAUUUUCCAUUAAUGGACAAUAUUUUGCUCCCUUAAAUUGAUUUUCUAGUGCAUUUUUACCUUUAUAAAUACCUUUUAUAAUGUUUGAAAUAAAAAAAAUGUUCAAUAGAGAAAUAUGCAAUGAUGGUAAAAUACUUAAAUUAAAUAUUUAAAUAUUAAACCAAAACCACCAGUAGGUGGCAGUAAGUCUAUCGCUGCGUCCGAAAUCGACUACUUCCCUACUAUACAGCAUGCGAAAAACAGUACGCCAACAGAGUAGUAUGUCCGAAAACAUAAGCUGUGUUUCAUUUUGGAGGCUGCAUCCUCUGGAGGUUGCAUUUGUCAGCCUCAUACCUCAUCGUGGCGGUCUCAUUGAAGAAAAGUAACCGUUAGAUUGCAAGAAGAAAUUACAGUAUCUUACACCUCACAAGGAAUAACAGUCAAUUUUAUUACAGUUACUUUUCUUAAAUAAGACAUCCUUGAUGACGUAUGCAGCCUACAAAUAUGACCUCUGGAGGACGCAGCCUCCAAAAUGAGUAGCAGCUAUAGUAUUCGAAAAACAGUAAGCGAAAAGUCCCCGGAUGACCUACUACUUCUGCCGAGAUUCCGAAGUGCGCAUUCGAUGGACACUUUACUAUCCCAUGAGGCCACGGGAGGGGAUUUAUCAAUGGAGGUGAAGCGACGCAACUGACGCUGAUUUCCAGCUGAACUCUCAUUUGUCCACACUGGCCAGUAUCCACAAGAUCUACCACACCCUGCACAGGCUGAACUCUCCUCCCCGAUGUCUUUGAGAAAGCUGCACCAGCAGCAUCUGUAGAGGUUACAGGAAAAUAAGAUGAUCAGCCAUCUACAUCACACACAUGCUUACUGUCUUCUUUUUGAACCUGACAGAAGACGUCGGCCCAGAGACUCACGGCACAGCCUGCUGCUCCAGAGCCAUGCCCCCCAGGAAAAAGAGGAGACCCACUGCUGGAGACGACCUGUCUGCUAAGAAGAGCCGGCAGGAUAAUGUUUACAGAAAACAGGAGACCUUGCAAAUCCAGGAAGCUGAAGCUUUUUCUAGCAAGAGAUGUCUAGAGUGGUUUUAUGAAUAUGCAGGGUGUGAUGAUGUGGUUGGACCAGAAGGGAUGGAGAAAUUCUGUGAAGACAUUGGAGUGGAGCCAGAGAAUGUGGUGAUGCUGGUAUUGGCCUGGAAGCUUGAUGCCCAGAGUAUGGGUUACUUCACUUUACAGGAGUGGCUCAAGGGAAUGGGCUCAUUGCAGUGUGACUCUACUGAAAAACUCAGGAACUCUCUAGACUACCUGAGGUCUGUCCUCAACGAUGCCACCAGUUUCAAGCUCAUUUACCGAUAUGCCUUCGACUUUGCCAGGGAGAAGGAUCAGAGGAGUUUAGACUUGAAUACUGCCAAGUGUAUGCUGGGACUUCUGCUUGGGAAGACCUGGCCAUUGUUUCCAGUGUUUAACCAGUUUCUAGAACAAUCUAAGUAUAAGGUUAUAAAUAAAGAUCAAUGGUGCAAUGUUCUAGAAUUCAGUAGGACUAUCAACCUUGAUCUCAGUAACUAUGAUGAGGACGGGGCCUGGCCAGUGCUGUUGGAUGAGUUUGUGGAAUGGUAUAAAGAUCGAGAGAUGUCGUAGCGACAGCUUCCCAACGCCUACCACCAUCACCAACUAGAAACUAAUCGCCAACAAUCACCAUGACAAUGACGACAGAAACGGCUUUGAAACAAACAUCUAGAAAACAAAGUACAAAUCAAAACUGAAGAGUUUGGGACAAGACUGAUGGUGGCCCCUGGCAGUGAGGGCUUGAGUGUGUGAGUGUUUGCAUAGAAUGUAAUUAUCAAUGCACAUGUUUGUAUGUCGCCCUUUUAGCCGGGGCCAUAGGAGGGUCACUGGUGGUUGUGUGUUGGAGAAACAGCACCUCACCGACUCCACCUAAUGCCCCCCAAUAGCCCACAAUGCAUUGUGGGUAAGCACACGGCCAGCCUCGGAGCCGCCUUCCCACCCCACUGUGAUGUUUCAUAUUGUUGUGAAUGUGAAUGAAUAGGCUCUUAUACGGAGAAUGAAUUCAGAUUCUCCACAAGGCAGGGUAGGUAUAAACUCCCAUACUGUCUGAAGAUUUAAGACAUUUAGGUAAUUUAGGCCUCGAAGGACAGAGAAAGGAAGAACAACACCUGCUUGACUUUUUACCGAAGAUCAGUGACUUUUUGGUUCAAAAUGGAAAUAGCUUACAGUGUCACUCUGCUGAUGUGGUCCAAACACUGUUUACUACAGUUUUUAUGUUGGAGGAGAAUGACAUUCAGAGCAUGUUACCAUAGUUACAUAGCAACCCAUGCCAUAAGUUUUAUUUUUACCAGUCUCACUGCACUUGGUUGCCAUUUAAUAAAGCACACCACAAGCAAGAGUGUCAGAGACAUUCUGCUGUAAGUACUUCCUGUGGUAUAAAUAUACCUUUCACCACUUAUAAUUUUGAAAUUGAUUAUAAGAUCAAUGAGAAUAGCUUUACUGUUUGCAACAUGAAGCACAGAGGCUAUACCUAUCAUGGACAUAGAGCCCAGUAUCUUUUUCCUGACUCAUAUGUCCAUUGUGUAUAGACACUGGCAGUGGCAGAUAUGGCCAUCUUGUAGAGGAGUGUGAGCAGGUUUAAAGUGACUGCAGAAUGCAUUAAUUAUAUCAUUUGAUUCCUUUACAAUGUAACUAUACUGUGCAUGUAAUUAAAAUGACAAGACAUAAAUCUAAGUGAUGGAAAAGAGACAGGAUGUAAGAAAGCUGUUAAAGUGCACUUUUGAUUUCUGUGAUGAAUUGCCACAAAAAUAUAAAAACAGGUAUUCUGCCCUAAACACUGACUCUCCUUUGGCCACAUCCUCGUCCACAGAUCUUGUGGUCAAAUAUGAUCACCUUAACCCAUAGUGACCAAUGCCUAGCAAAUAUUUAACGUUCUAGUUAUGUUUGUAAAACUGUCGAGUUUUGUCUAUGGCUGUGGCGUGAAGCUAACUUGUCAUUUGAACAAGAAAAAAAAAGCAUGCAUGCAUUCUGCAGUUAGAGCCGUCUUUGUGAAUGAAUGAGGUUUUUCCUUUUUGUACAUUUUUUUUUUUCGCACUUUUUUUUUUUUUUUUUUUUUUUUGUACAGCUAUUUGUAGAAGUGGACUUUUUGUGCUUAAUUUGGGUAUCCGCGGUCAUGCAGUCUUAACGCUUUAUGAAAAACAUGAUUGUGUGAUGGUAUUUAGAGCUUAAACACACUUGUAACCUCAUCUGUUGAGAUGUUCUUCUCUGCAUUGCCUCCUCCACCAUCUCCACCAAGUGCUAAACAACCAUGUUCAUGAGUGACUGCAGCAUUUCAGUAUAUCUGCAAUGUCAUGAAAACAUACUAAUUUUGUUAUAUGUUAAGGAAUUAGAGUACAGAGACAAAAAAUCAUUAUCAACUUUAUUAAAUCAUAUUUUGGGUAACAAAAGUUUUUUUUUUCCCCCUCUGAAAGAUGAACAUUGCUAACCAUAAAUUAUUUAUCAAGUAUUCACUCAGCAAAUAAAAAGCCAACAGUCUAUGUAUGCUGUGCAUGCUGGCCAGAAUCCAUUUGGAAAAUGUCUACAGACACUUGUCAUAAUCCCAUUAAUCUCCACCUGUUUGUGCCUGAGGGAAAUUGUGGUUUAAAAUUCCCUGUGCUCCAAGUUCCCCUGUAUCAUUAUGACUGUUGCUUUUGUGGGGGGAGUAUGUAAUGCAGAGGGUUGAGCAUUCUCAUCUGACUGUAUAUAUGUAUGGAUGUGUGUAUAUGUGUUUGUUUUCACUGUAACCUCUACAUUCAAUAUAUAUAAAGGGGUUUAUUAACUAAA